This is a messenger RNA of Suillus clintonianus, 1729 nucleotides long. RefSeq lists its product as uncharacterized. The transcript is spliced from 6 exons. NCBI's taxonomy places the organism in Eukaryota, Fungi, Basidiomycota, Agaricomycetes, Boletales, Suillaceae. Gene Ontology annotation, cellular component: nucleus. Bases 73 to 1623 code for a protein of 516 amino acids. The record is from RefSeq and is a predicted model, not a curated record.
GCACUACUUAGUCUCCCCCUGGCUGACAGAACCAUCGACUGUAUCUAAGCACUCCACUCAUAAUUCAGUUCCAUGAAAAAAGCUGGCAAGUCACCAUCUCCCAAGAAGAUGAAGCAGAGAACUUUGGCCGAUUGUCUAUUUCCAUCUUCUCCGCCUCCAAGUUCGCCUCCAGCACCUGUGAAGAAGAGACAGGCGAAGCGGAAACCCAAGAUUAUUGCUAUUGACUCGGACGAAAGUGACGAUGUAGCACAGGAUAGCGAUGUUGGCGCGAUCAAGUUUGAACCUGAAGUCAUCGACAUCAGCGAUCAAGACGAUUCUCCACGCCGACCGACUAGUAAACGGCGCAAGAAAUCCCUCGUUAUUACAGACAAUUUUCCAGUUGCAGCAGCAAGUGAUGACUCGCUGGAGGAUCAUAUUGGCAUACCUACGCGAUGGAAAGGGAAUAAGAAGGGAAAGAGGAAAGCAAUAGCAGAUUCUGAUGAUGAAUCUCAACCUCGUAAACGAAAGUUGGUCAAGGGUGCCAGACCUCCAAGUCCUGAAGGAAGUGUUAUCGAUGAAGUCGAUGAGAAUGAUAUCAUCGAGUCGCGUCUUCGCGCUCGCGACAAGAAAACAACAUUCCAAAAACAUCUUGAGAAGUUGAAGAGUCUCAAGGACAAGAAACGCUCAGGGAUCAACCUUGAGCUUGAAUCCUCAGAAUCGGAUGCCGAGCAGUCGGAAGGCUCAGUGGUGCGACCCUUCAAGGGUGCGCGACCAGAUCGUGGUCAAGAAUCUGAGUCCUCUAGUGGGGAACAUGAACAAUCAGAUGGAGAUGAUAACUUUAUUGUUGAGGAUGACGAACAGGGUGUUUCGACUAUGCAAUUACCCAUCGCCUUCAGCAUGAACACCCAUCAAGAUCUCGCCCAUCAAUUCAAGAUCAUCUGCCAGUUAUUUGUCCAUAUGGCUGUUCGGUCUUCUUCUGACAGACGCCCAUUCAUGAAGAAGAUGUUAGAAGCGGAUGAAUAUUUCUCUGUCCCGCUUCAAGUAGUUCGACGGAAAUUAUCUGGGAUGAAAGACUCCUUGGUCACGUCCUCGGUCUGGAAACCCCAAUUCAAGAGGCCGCUUGAGAGAUACCCUGACUUUCAAUUAGUAAGAAUGGAGUUCAGCGCUCCUCAGUGUGAUGCUUGUAAUCUAGGUGGGAGAAUAUCCUCGCUACUUGGCCGAGUGAGUGGCAAGCCAUAUGAUAAAUAUGAUUACGAGUCCGAGUCAGAGGACGAGUCGUCAUCAGACAGUGAUUCUGAUGAUGAUAGCCACGAAUCUUCUGGAAAGCAGUUUUAUCUCGGCCGCUUCUGCGCUUCUCGGACCCAGGUUUUCCACGAGUUCAGUCACUGGGAGUAUCGCUUGUAUCGAUCUUUGUUGCGGGAGAUCGACGAAGUUCUUGACGACAAUCACGGGUUUGUCCGAAUCGCUUUUGGAGGGGGUAUCAAACCUCCCAAAGAUAUGCGAGAUGCAGAUAAAGUGAUGGACUGGCUUGAUCAGCGUGGAUUAGUCGAGUUCGAGUGGCAGAGAGUUCGCCAGAUGAUGGAUAACGCGAGGAAUCUUGAAAUGCGUGCAAAGAGGGGAGGCGAUCUGGACAAUCAGGAUUGACCAGGAUAUCUAACUUGACCAUAUUCGUAUAUCCAUUAUCUUUGUCCACACUGUAACUUCGGGCAACGUUUUACUUGAAUGCUACACAAGUACAUUUAGGGGUGGC